AACCUGCAGGAUUGAACCCAAAGCUGCCAUUACUGCAAGAAUUAAUGCUUAUUGCCAAGAAAUUCAAAUAAAGGAAACUGAUUGGGAAUGUUCGGAGAGGAAACGAUGACAGUGAUAAUUCCAAAUAUGAUGCUUUCUUCAUAAACUAUCCAUAGAGAUGGCACAGCUCUCGAUCAACCUUUGCCUGGUUGGCUUGAAAUGUUUUAAGUCUUUGAUAUAAAAAUUGUGAAAGGACUCGUCGUUUCCAAAGUGAGAUGAAGAUUUUGUUACUGCUGUUUAUUAAAAUUUUUUCGUUGUGUUUCCACACAUGCCUUUAAUUCCCCAUAUUUGAACUUCAUUGCAACUUAAAGAAAAAGUCCAUUUGAAAUUUGAUGGUAGCAUUGUCUUUGUUUGCUUGUCAGUUUUAUAAAAGAAAUGACAUUCCUAAGUCUCAUACCGAAGCCCCCUGUUAAACAUCGUUCACACCAAUGUAAAUGGCACUAUCGAAUCAACUCUUUUGAGAAUAUUUCUGAUUACUUCCCACGGCCAUCUCCCCAAUAACGGCUUUGUGCAGUCUACUUUUACUUGGACUGCAAACGAAUUAAGUUGGAAACAUAUUUUAUUGUAUCUCCAAAGAAAAAGAUCACAUUCUAAUCAUUAUCACUUUUUUUUUUUUUUUACAAGUAAUGUUACGGAUGACAGCAAAAUACAAAUUUUAAAAUCCUGGCUUUAAUAUUUGAGCAUUUUGUAACAUCACAAAUUUUAAAAAUGCUUUCUUUUAAAAUCUGAAAAGGACACUUUGGGGCAGUAAAAUCCUUAAUUUGGGGGGAGGGUCCCACAUUUCUCCGCCCACCAAAAAGUGAUGCAGGGAAUUUCUAUUUUUAAAAAAUCGAUUUGAUACCAAACCUCUGGAAAGGGAUGGGAUUCGCUUUUUUAAAAGCCAGUUUUUAUGGUUUUCAAAUAAGACAUCUUAGAGGUAGACUGGUUUAUUAGAAAACGAUAAAAAGGUGAAAGAUUAUUCUAUCAGUAAAUAAAAAGCAAAGAUAUUUCUUGAUUUCAAAAUAAUAUUUUAUUGGAUCAGUUCUAAUUGUGGAUCAGUCAAAGAAACUGAGGCAUACAUGUGGACUGUGGACUGGGAUCUGGACCGGAAGGAGAAAUUCUGCUUAAAGGACGGUGCUUAUUUAGCGGCUUCGCUCUGCAGAGAUGCCGUUUGGCCUGCCCUGCCACUGUAUCUCCGAAAGGCAAAAGUUAGAAUCGCUGCCCGAUCUCCUCUCCCCCGCCCCUACUGUAGAUCUAAUUGGAAGUGGCAGAUCUAGAAUCGAUGAGUAGUGAGAUUACACUUCCAUCCAACUCCUUUGAACCAUGUUGAAAAGGACUCUCCAUGAGCUAAAAAGUCGAGGUAAAACGGUUCCUUUGGGGGAAAGACUUAUUUUGACUUCACCUGGUGUUUCGCGGAGCCAAAUCACUCAAGUUGUCUUGCAACCAAUAGACUUUAUCUUCUUCAUUCCGUCUACUGUCUAUGCGCCCUAGGUGAGCGCUAGGCAGGUUGGGUGUCCAAACAAGAAGUUUCUAGCAUCACCACUACAGGUAGGACGGACUAUUCACCCUUCUCUCCCAAACAGCAGCCCAGGGCUCUUCCACCCCACAAGAGAGGUGGAGGUAGAGGUAGAAAGUACUUGGGUGCCAGAAGGCACACAGAGAAGUGAGGCCAAGGUUUUUGAAACUGGGACUGCCCCUCGGGGGUCCUCAGCCCCUCACCACCCCGCGCCCUCUGCCCGCGUGCCGGCGCGCGCUCCGCGAGGUGCGUCAAGGAAGAGCGGGGCGCUGCGCGCGCAGGCCAGGCUCAAACUUUCUGCAAGUGCAACUUGGGCAUCCCCGGGGAGGCGGGGACGUGUGGCUCCAGCGGAGGAGGGGGCGCGAAGCGAAAGCGCAGGCGGCCUCAAGCACGGGGGCGAAUCCCCGCUGGGUCGAGGGCCUGAACGGGAGCCAAUCGGGCAGCCGAGGCUACUGCCAAUCACGCGGCUCCCUCCAAUCCCACCCGUGCCAUUUCCAAAAUCUCGGUCCCACUGUGCAGCUCAAAUGUGGUGUUCACUCUGCCAAUCGCUGGAGGAUAGAGUGGGAACAGGAAUAAGCAGAGUUAGGAGGCCAGGACAAAAGAAGUUAAAGAGCGCCCAAUACAUACAUGUUUUUGAAGGCGGGCAGAGGGAAUAAAGUCCCCCCAGUGAGGGUCUAUGGGCCUGAUUGUGUAGUUCUGAUGGAGCCCCCUUUGAGCAAGAGGAACCCGCCAGCGCUGAGAUUAGCGGAUUUGGCAACGGCUCAGGUCCAGCCGCUUCAGAAUAUGACAGGCUUCCCGGCGCUGGCCGGCCCGCCCGCCCACUCCCAACUCCGGGCCGCCGUCGCGCACCUCCGCCUGCGGGACCUGGGCGCUGACCCCGGCGUGGCCACCACUCCGCUCGGACCCGAGCACAUGGCCCAGGCGAGCACGCUGGGCCUCAGCCCUCCCUCCCAGGCGUUCCCGGCACACCCGGAGGCUCCGGCAGCCGCCGCCCGUGCUGCAGCCUUGGUCGCGCACCCCGGCGCGGGCAGCUACCCCUGUGGCGGGGGCAGCAGUGGCGCGCAGCCCUCCGCGCCCCCGCCCCCGCCCCCAGCCCCUCCUCUUCCUCCCACCCCUUCACCCCCUCCCCCUCCCCCGCCUCCUCCUCCUCCUGCCCUCUCGGGCUACACCACCACCAACAGUGGCGGCGGCGGCAGCAGCGGCAAAGGCCACAGCAGGGACUUCGUCCUCCGGAGGGACCUUUCCGCCACGGCCCCCGCGGCGGCCAUGCACGGGGCCCCGCUCGGAGGGGAGCAGCGGUCCGGCACCGACUCCCCCCAGCACCCGGCCCCGCCUCCCCACUCGGCCGGCAUGUUCAUCUCCGCCAGCGGCACCUACGCGGGCCCGGACGGCAGCGGCGGCCCGGCGCUCUUCCCCGCGCUGCACGACACGCCGGGGGCCCCAGGCGGCCACCCGCACCCGCUCAACGGCCAGAUGCGCCUGGGGCUGGCGGCGGCAGCGGCAGCCGCGGCGGCUGAGCUGUACGGCCGCGCCGAACCGCCCUUCGCGCCGCGCUCUGGGGACGCGCACUACGGGGCGGUUGCGGCCGCAGCGGCGGCCGCCCUGCACGGCUACGGAGCCGUGAACUUAAACCUGAACCUGGCGGCUGCGGCGGCCGCAGCAGCGGCCGGGCCCGGGCCCCACCUGCAGCACCACGCGCCGCCGCCGCCGGCGCCCGCGCAGCACCCGCACCAGCACCACCCCCACCUCCCAGGGGCGGCUGGGGCCUUCCUGCGCUACAUGCGGCAGCCAAUCAAGCAGGAGCUCAUCUGCAAGUGGAUCGACCCAGACGAGCUGGCCGGGCUGCCGCCGCCGCCGCCGCCGCCGCCGCCGCCACCGCCCCCGGCCGGCGGCGCCAAGCCCUGCUCCAAAACUUUCGGCACUAUGCACGAGCUGGUGAAUCACGUCACGGUGGAGCACGUGGGAGGCCCCGAGCAGAGCAGCCACGUCUGCUUCUGGGAGGACUGUCCGCGCGAGGGCAAACCCUUCAAGGCCAAAUACAAGCUCAUCAACCACAUCCGCGUGCACACCGGCGAGAAGCCCUUUCCCUGUCCUUUCCCCGGCUGCGGCAAGGUCUUCGCGCGCUCCGAGAACCUCAAGAUCCACAAGCGUACUCAUACAGGGGAAAAGCCUUUCAAAUGUGAAUUUGAUGGCUGCGACAGGAAAUUUGCCAAUAGCAGUGAUCGGAAGAAACAUUCCCAUGUCCACACCAGUGACAAGCCCUACUACUGCAAGAUUCGAGGCUGUGACAAAUCCUACACUCACCCAAGCUCCCUGAGGAAGCACAUGAAGAUUCACUGCAAGUCCCCGCCACCUUCUCCAGGACCCCUUGGUUACUCAUCAGUGGGGACUCCAGUGGGCGCCCCCUUGUCCCCUGUGCUGGACCCAGCCAGGAGUCACUCCAGCACUCUGUCCCCUCAGGUGACCAACCUCAAUGAGUGGUACGUUUGCCAGGCCAGUGGGGCCCCCAGCCACCUCCACACCCCUUCCAGCAACGGAACCACCUCUGAGACUGAAGAUGAAGAAAUUUACGGGAACCCUGAAGUUGUGCGGACGAUACAUUAGAAUUUAUUAUUAAUAAUAAUAAGUGAAAUAAUAAGUGGGAGUCCUUGAACCACAUCCUAACCUGAGACAAUGCCGAGCCUGAGACAAACCCGUGACUCAGACUUGCCACCGGGUCUAAUUAGCCCUAUUUAUUCAGUAUGAAACCCUAUGGUGUUUGUACAUUUAAUUAAUUUAAUUAAGAUAUUUGGGCUUUUUUUUUUUUCUUAAAAAACAAACAAAAAACAACCAAGCUGGACUUGUACAUUGCAGGAGGAUGGGGCUGGGGGCAAAUUGUACCAAGGAAAAUGAAUGGAGAAAUUAGUUAAUGGCGAUACACACUGCCGAUGCAAUAUAUAUAUAUAUAUACAUAUAUAUAUAUAUAUUUUUUUUUUUAAAGGGGGAGAAAAAGAGCAUUAAGUCAGAACUGAACACAGCACCAAGGCCCUCUGCAUUUCCCAGAGUGCCUCUCAAAUGCCUUUGACACCAUACCAUGGGCUGCUUUUGAGCCUCCUUGUUGGACCCUAAUUCUGCCAAGGCCUCUUGAUUGUAAACCACACACCUGCUGCAUUGCCAACAGAUCCUGUUCCAUACCUGUGUCCAAAAACAUUUGUAAAAACCCUUUGAGUUUAAUAUUUGUAAUUUUUAAUUUCCACUCUUUUAUUACUGAUCUUACCUUAAUACAAUAUUUUUAUACAGGAUUAUUUCUUCAGUAUCCUACUGUGUGAUUUUAAAAAAAGAUGCAGCAACCUUAAUAUAUCUCCAUAUCUUGUGCUACUGUGAUUGUUCAAGCAAAAGUGGAGAGAAGAAAAGCUGCUGCAAAAGAUAACUGUGAAACUGUGAUAUUUUAUAAAAUAGAAGAAAUUCAAGUACUUUCUUUUUCCUAUAUGUUUUUUUUUUUUAAUCUGAAUUCUCAGAUACUGCCUCCUAACUGUGUCCAAACUUCUUGUGUAAUAAAGAGAUUCUGUUUUCGAUCCUAAGUUCUUUGGGAUGCCAACAUUCACAGUCAAGUCUUGAGGAGGUGUGAUGAUGGCAUCAUGCCUAUUUUUUUGGAAAGCUGUUGUUUUUAAAACAGGCCAACACCUCUUUUAUACUGUUGUAUCAGCCUUUUAAAAAGUCUAUUUUUCAAUGCCUGAAACUGCAUUUUAAUGCAUUUUCUUCCACCUGAGCACUGAGCACACCAAACUGGAAUCCAUUUGAAAAUGACAGUGUGUGAAGUGUAUGAUUUACAUUAAAAGAGGGGAGGGAGUUGCCAUACAUAUUAAAAUUUUUAAAAGGUUUAUAGUUACCACCAAACACUGAUGAAUGUGUGACCUUUGCCAGAGCUGUCAAGCUAGGAUAAAAAAGGUCAAGGACCUAGGACAAUAACUCUUAGUCAAUUUAUUUUCGGUUGGUACAACACAUCUCCUGUGCAAAAUGUAGUCCAUCAGAAACAUCCUACAGAUACACUAAAGAGCACUAAUUUAUCCUUAGAGACCCCGAAGACACCCCCUCCCCAGGGUUUGUAGAAAUUUGUUUUGUGUGCUGUGAGUGGUUGAUGUAGUCUUGUCAUUGUUAAUAACUUGUAUGUGAACACUAUUAUUUGUACAGUUGAAUUAAUUUAUUUUCAGACAUCAUCCUUUUUUUUUUUUCUUUCCUGGAAGAGUUCAAAGCACACCAAAGAAUUAUAUUAUACAUUUUGGUGAAAGAUUGUCAUUUAUGAUCCAUGGUUUAUUUAAAAAAAAAAAAGGAAAGAAAAUGGAAAAAUAUAUUUUUAAGCUUACUUGAAUGAACAACGUAAUGUGAAAACCAAGACUCUUCCUGCAUGUCUUUUUUGCAUUGUGUUGAUAAGAUUAUAUAUAGUUUAUAGAUAUAUUAUAUUACUAGUACAGUGCAUGGUGCUGUCACUUGGAAAGCCUUUCAAUGUUGUCUUCAGAUUGUUGUGAUGAAUAUGAAACAUGCAGACCCUCCUUUAUAAAGAAAAAGACCUUAAAACUUGAAUAUGAGAUAAUUUUACAUUUUAAAAGUUUAUUUGAUUUUCAUAUUAUUCACUUUCAAAGCCCUUUCAAAUAGAAAAGGUAUGAACUUUUGGGGGGAUAAUUUAUGUAUCGUAAACUUAUUAGAACAAAAUAUUCCUGAUGUAUAAUGAGUUGUUUUAUUUAUACAACUUUUUCAAUGGUAGUUUGCACUAUUCUUUAUUAUGCUACAGGUUUAUUUAUUAUGAAACAAAGGAAUAUGUAUUUUAUGUAUUUUACCAUGCAUAGGUUAACUCUUUGCCACAGAUUUAUUGGUUCUUGAUACACCUAAAAUAAAACAAAAUGUGUACCUCCAAUAGAGAGCAAGCAAGAAUGAUUAUGAAGUAACAAAUUUAAUAAAGGUAUUCUUGUUAUUA
Molecule: messenger RNA, 6485 nt
Organism: Pan troglodytes (chimpanzee)
Lineage: Eukaryota; Metazoa; Chordata; Mammalia; Primates; Hominidae
Gene: ZIC5
Product: Zic family member 5
Exons: 2
Coding region: 2162-4138 (658 amino acids)
Biological process (GO): regulation of transcription by RNA polymerase II
Cellular component (GO): nucleus
Molecular function (GO): RNA polymerase II cis-regulatory region sequence-specific DNA binding; DNA-binding transcription factor activity, RNA polymerase II-specific
Source: RefSeq, a predicted model, not a curated record